AUGGCAGACUUUAAGGCAAGGCGCCAAGAGAAUAUUAAGCAGAAUCAGAUACUUCUCAGUAAACUCAAGAGUCCUGUACCCAAGGUCGAUCCUCAAUCCAAGCCUGCCAGCAAAAGCGGCAAACGUAAGGCCACUUCACCACGCGCGCCAACAAGACAAUCCAGGAGAAUUGCGGAAGCCAGCACGAAACCGAGUUAUGAUGAAGAGCGAGAUGAUGCAUAUGUAUCACAAACAUCCUCCACAAAGGGGAAAAAGAGUCGGACAGUCUACAACAACGCUGUGCAAUCAAAAAAUUCAGAUCCUGAAUCAGAACGUCAAACUCACAAAGACAUCAAAUCCAUUAUAGAGGGGUGGACGAGAUGGAAGCCAGAGGCUAGUGAGCCGACGCUUGAUGCUUCUGGAGUAUUUCAUUUCGAUUCUCAUCCUGACUUCCGGCCCAACAAAUCCCCAGAAGAGAUCAUUCGCGAAGGAAGCUUUGGCGGCUCUUACUGGCGACCUUUAUUCUCAAAGCAUCUGGGUAUUACCGUACAAGACGAUUGGAGAGAACUUCCAUCAUCAUGGGCCGUGGGAUUGAGCGUGGAUGAGUAUCUCAUCAGCGACACGUACAACCCCGAAAUAAACAAAUACGGUGUCGCAUGCGGGCAAAGCAUUGAGGAAUGGGAAGCAGCUGGCUGGAUCGCACAUGAGUACGACGUUCGGGGCUGGUUUCAGUGGUAUUGCCGUUUCUGGAUGGGUCGUCGAUGUCCUGAUGAUGAUCGCCAGAUCAGUCGUUGGAAGAAGUGCGUUGGCGAGACGGGUCGUUGGCGGCGGAUAUUGCUCAAGAAGUACGUGGCUUUGGGGAUACGGACGGUAUUUGCGGAUGAUGGUCGGGACGAAGACGAGGUUGAUGUGAGUCCUGUGGUUCAUCAGACGUGUCAUCACUGGGCAUAUGAGGUUCGACAAGACGCUUUGGAGAGAUUUUGGGCUGAUGGGAGAUAA
Messenger RNA from Fusarium tjaetaba, 978 nucleotides. RefSeq names its product vegetatible incompatibility het-E-1. The record is from RefSeq and is a predicted model, not a curated record. NCBI's taxonomy places the organism in Eukaryota, Fungi, Ascomycota, Sordariomycetes, Hypocreales, Nectriaceae. The coding region runs from base 1 to 978 and encodes 325 amino acids. The transcript has a single exon.